UUCUGGGUUGUGGUUAAUUUUCGUUGAACGAAGCAAGCGGAACCUUUCUGAGAGGCGCUUUGAAGAUGAACACCAUCAACUUCCGGUUUACUAUGUUUUGAAUUAUUUUGAACCAAGAGCGACACAAGGACAGCCAUGUCGACACUGUUCCCGUCGCUUCUCCCGCGGGUCACCGAGUCUCUGUGGUUCAACCUGGACAGGCCGUGCGUGGACGAGACGGAGCUGCAGCAGCAGGAGCAGCAGCACCAAACCUGGUUGCAGAGCAUCGCGGAGAAAGACAACAACCUGAUGCCCAUCGGGAAACCUCUUUAUGAGGCAGCCUAUGAGGAGGAGGAAGAAGAGGAUGACGAGGACGAGGAAGACAGCGAGGAAGACUCCGAAGAUGAAGAGGACAUGCAGGACAUGGAUGAGAUGAAUGACUACAACGAGUCGCCGGAUGACGGCGAGAUCAACGAGGUGGACAUGGAAGGAGCAGAACAAGACCAGGACCAGUGGAUGAUUUGAUACAAUUUCCGUCAUAAUCCGUGUCUGGAUUUCUACUCCCUGCCUAAAAUGUGACCGAUGCCUAAGCUCUCUGUGACUCAGAUAUGUUUUAAUAUUUGUGUACCUGGGAUAAAAAAAAAAAAAAAAAGAAGUAGUUGAACCAUGCAAAGAGUCUUCAGGGGGAAUUUCAGGUGAAUCUUAACCUGCGACCCAUCAGCCUUGAGAGCUGGAGACAUGGGUGGACCUCUGCUGUGAAGUUUGCUGACUGGAGCACAUUUCUGUGCUCAUAUGGGAGAUUUGUGUGAAGAUGCUGCCCUCGGUCCGUAUUCCCUGUAUUUAACUGCAAGCUUAUUUAACCGAGACAUCCAGUCGAAGCGGCUCCAAACCAGUCUGGCGUGCCGACAGUCACACAGGAGCUGUAUUGCACACGCUGUACCCAGCAGGCUGUCAUUUGUACUUUGACCUGGUGAUAUCUUAAGUCAUGCGCUACGGAGAGGUUGCAAGCCGUUGGCGGAGAGCACAUUGCUUCGGUCAGCGAAAAUAAUUUACCUGCUAAAAUAACGCAUCUUAAAAAGUCGGCAGUUGUGUUUUAUUGCACCGGCGGUGAGUUUUGUUUAAAGACACUUUUUCUGCUAAAGGUUUAUAAAACCUUGUGAAAGUGCUAACGUGUUCCUCUGCCUAUCACUUCUGUUAUCUUUAUGGCGUGCAGUUGGGAACAAAUCUUUUGGUUAAUGUUGCAGGUUUGGACAGUUUGUGAGAAAUAGUUUUAAGAUGUUUUUUUUUUAUUUUUAUUCCCUUUAAAUAAAACAUGUUUUAUUAGA
Messenger RNA from Fundulus heteroclitus (mummichog), 1304 nucleotides. RefSeq names its product anaphase promoting complex subunit 15 (gene anapc15). The coding region runs from base 136 to 504 and encodes 122 amino acids. Gene Ontology annotation, biological process: regulation of mitotic cell cycle spindle assembly checkpoint. The record is from RefSeq and is a predicted model, not a curated record. Gene Ontology annotation, cellular component: anaphase-promoting complex. NCBI's taxonomy places the organism in Eukaryota, Metazoa, Chordata, Actinopteri, Cyprinodontiformes, Fundulidae. The transcript has 5 exons.